AUGGAAGGAGAGACAGUCCCCGAGGCCAGGGGAGCAGGCAGCAAAGCCACUCGGAUCGCCCUCGGUGUCUUUGUGAGCGGCACUGUUGUGCUUGGCACCGCUCUUUUCUUGGUUAGCCAAGGUCUUAUAAAGUUUCAUCCGAAGCAACAGUACUGUUUGACUGCAGAAUGCAUUGAAGCUGCUGCUAGCAUCCUGAGCAAGAUAAAUCAAUCUGUAGAUCCAUGUGAGAACUUCUAUCGAUUUGCAUGUGAUGGCUGGAUAGAUAAAAACCCCAUUCCUGAAGAUAUGUCCAACUAUGGUGUUUAUCCCUGGCUGCGACACAAAGUGGACCUCAAACUAAAGGCAUUGUUAGAGAAACCCAUCAGCAAAAGACGAGACAGUGAAGCUGUACAGAAGGCCAAGAUCCUUUAUGCAUCCUGCAUGAAUGAGGAUAAAAUUGAAAAAGCCGAUGUGAAACCCCUGUUAAGUAUCCUGAAGCAUUCACCCUUCCGCUGGCCUGUGCUGGAAUCCAACAUUGGACCUGAAGGGCUGUGGUCAGAGAGGAGGUUCAGCCUGGUCCAAGCCUUGGCAGUUCUGCGUGGCCAAUACAGCAGCUCUGUCUUCAUCCGUCUGUAUGUGGCUGCUGAUGACAAAAUCUCCCACCGCUACAUCCUGAAGCUUGAUCAAGCAAGCCUCUCUCUGUCCUCUCGAGAGGAUUACCUAGAAAAUACCACAGAAGCCAAAUCUUACCGAGAUGCCUUUUUGAAGUUCAUGGUCGAUACAGCAGUGCUGCUGGGUGCAAAUGCCUCCCGAGCUGAAUCUGAUAUGAAAUCAGUUCUAAAACUGGAAGUUAAAAUAGCAGAGAUCAUGAUUCCAUAUGAAAACCGAACAAGUGAGGUGAUGUACAAUAAAAUGAACAUAUCAGAGCUUAGUGCCAUGAUUCCACAGUUUGACUGGCUGGGAUACAUCAAGAAGGUGAUUGACACCAAACUCUAUCCUGAGCUUAAAGAUAUAGGUCCUUCAGAAAAUGUGAUUGUCCGUGUUCCCCAAUACUUCAAAGAUUUAUUCAGGAUACUAGAAAAUGAAAGGAAAAAGACUCUUGCCAAUUACCUGGUAUGGAGGAUGGUUUAUUCAAGGUUAUUUAACCUCAGUAGACGCUUUCAGUAUCGGUGGCUGGAAUUUUCUCGGGUGAUCCAUGGGACUACAACUUUGCUGCCCCAGUGGGAUAAAUGUGUGGACCUUGUAGAAAAUGCCCUCCCCUACGUUGUGGGUAAGAUGUUUGUGAAAGCCCAUUUUAAAGAAGACAAGAAAGAGAUGAUGGAGGAAUUGACUGAAGGAAUUCGCUGGGCUUUUAUUGACAUGUUAGAAAAGGAGAACGACUGGAUGGACUCUGAAACAAAAAGAAAAGCUCAUGAGAAGGCAAAAGCAGUUAUGGCAAAAGUUGGGUACCCUCAGUUUAUAAUGAAUGACACAUAUAUUAAUGAAGACAUCAAAACACUGAAGUUUACAGAAAGUGAUUAUUUUGGCAAUGUAUUGCAAACUCGCAAAUAUGCAGCCCAAUCUGAUUUCUACUGGCUUAGAAAAGAAGUUCCAAAAACAGAAUGGUUUACAAGCCCAACUACUGUAAAUGCUUUUUAUAGUGCAUCUACCAACCAAAUCCGAUUCCCAGCAGGAGAACUUCAAAAGCCUUUCUUUUGGGGAACAGAAUAUCCUAGGUCAUUAAGUUAUGGUGCCAUAGGAGUGAUUGUUGGCCAUGAGUUUACUCAUGGAUUUGAUAGCAAUGGUCGGAAAUAUGACAAAAAUGGAAAUUUAGACCCUUGGUGGACGACUGACUCUGAAGAAAAAUUUAAAGAGAAAACAAAAUGCAUGAUUAAUCAAUACAACAAUUACUACUGGAAGCAAGCUGGCUUACAUGUGAAAGGGAAGAGAACUUUGGCAGAGAACAUUGCAGAUAAUGGAGGUCUGCGAGAAGCUUUCAGGGCAUACAGGAAGUGGAUUACAGAAAAGAGGGGAGGAGAAGAAGAGCCGUUACUGCCAGGCCUUGAAUUCACACACAACCAGCUUUUCUUUCUGAGUUAUGCCCAUGUAAGAUGCAACGCCUUCAGACCAGAAUCUGCGAGGGAGCAAAUAUAUACUGGAGCUCACAGCCCUCCUCAGUUCAGAGUGAUCGGAUCCAUGAGCAACUUUGAGGAGUUCCGCAAGGCGUUCAACUGCGCGGCGAACACGACGAUGAACCGCGGGGCGCAGUCCUGCCGCCUCUGGUAG
This is a messenger RNA of Melozone crissalis (California towhee), 2244 nucleotides long. RefSeq names its product phosphate regulating endopeptidase X-linked (gene PHEX). Bases 1 to 2244 code for a protein of 747 amino acids. The transcript has 22 exons. Gene Ontology annotation, molecular function: metalloendopeptidase activity. The record is from RefSeq and is a predicted model, not a curated record. Gene Ontology annotation, biological process: protein processing. Lineage: Eukaryota; Metazoa; Chordata; Aves; Passeriformes; Passerellidae. Gene Ontology annotation, cellular component: plasma membrane.